This is a messenger RNA of Aspergillus pseudotamarii, 366 nucleotides long. RefSeq lists its product as uncharacterized. Lineage: Eukaryota; Fungi; Ascomycota; Eurotiomycetes; Eurotiales; Aspergillaceae. The coding region runs from base 1 to 366 and encodes 121 amino acids. The record is from RefSeq and is a predicted model, not a curated record. The transcript is spliced from 3 exons.
AUGUUUAAUUCUAGCAAAGUCUUGGGAGUUGCGUAUGCAGGAAUCUCCUUAGAAACCCUGGCCGCAAAAGCGGGAGCAGGGUACGCCAAGACAGUAGAUGCUGCCGGUGCAUCCCUCGAGAAACGCUACCUAAUGUUGUUACCGGUAAAAUUUAGUACGGGUACUACACCUCACGAAUCUAAGAAGGACAAGACCGAUGACAAAAAAGUCGUUACCGUCAGCUAUCAUACCAAAAGCGGGACAAGAUACUUGUCUAUCCAUGCCCAUGAAGAUGGCACCUGGAAAGAGUUUCUCUCUCGUUCUGGAAGGAGUGUUAGGCCGAAGGAUGACUCUGAGGAAAAGGCGGACUCCGAGUCGAAUAAAUAG